GGGGCCCCAUCAUCAAGCUCAAACGACAUUCCCCAGCGGCGCAUCGUGGACCCCGGUCUGUUUCCCCUGAUGUUUCCUCAAAACAGACCAUACUCCCGCGCUUGCGGCAAGAAAAUAGACCAAUCGCAGUACCUCACUAUCUAAGUCGUCCCCGCCCAAGGCCCUGCUCCCGGAGCCGCCAGCAGCCCCGUCGUUAACGGUGAACUUCAGGUAACGCUCCUGUAAUUAUAUUGCCAUCCUCCCUGCCAGGGGCAUUUCCGGGCUGCCGGGCCAUGACGGCCCAAUAAAUAUCGUGACCGUACGUGCUUCACGACCUGUCGGCCUCUCUUUUCCUGUUCUGCAUUCUGCUGCUCUGUCUCCCACUCGAUCCUUUCGACGACCACUCUUUUCGUUCGUUUCAUUCUUUAAGCCCAUUCGCUCUUUUCGGCUCCGGAUAGCCCUCAAAACAAGACAAAAGGAUCUUUUUUCUCUUCCACCACACACGAGACACAGCAUUUUCAACCAAGAUGAUGAAGCACUCCGCCCUCGCUGCUCUCGCCGCCCACCUCGUGGGUCUGGCCGCCGCCGGGACCAAGGUCUGGGAUGGAAGCUUCGACACCCUGACCACUGCCGACCUGGCCGACUGGUCCUGGUCCAACCAGGCCGGCCCCUACCAGUGGUACAUCCACGGUGACGCAGACACCUCCAAGUACCUCGACUUCACCGCCGACUAUGCCGGCCCAGGAGCCGCCAAGGGCGCCAAGGUCACCCUGGACGACACUGCCUACUGGAACGGCCAGAACAUGCGCCGCACAGAGCUCAUCCCCUCGGUCAAGGACACCAGCUCCAUCACCUCGGGCACCCUGUACUACCACUUCUCCAUGAAGCGCGAGGGCACCAACGCCCCCUCCCUGAACCGCGAGCACCAGAUCGCCUUCUUCGAGUCCCACUUCACCGAGCUCAAGUACGGCUGGAUCUCGGGCGCGGCCGGCGAGUCCGACGACCAGCUGCGGUGGUACGCCAACUCCCAGUCUCAGUGGAACACCACCCUCGAGGCCGGUGUCUGGCACAACUUUGCCUACGAGGUCGACUUCGACGCCAGCACCGUCGGCUUCUGGCACUCCACCGGCUCCGACGCGCUCACCCAGGCCGUCAAGCCCGUCAAGGCCAGCGUCAGCUCCAACGGCCAGGACUGGCACGUCGGUGUCCUCGAGCUCGCCCGUGACGGCUACGCGGAUGCCACCGAGGACCUGUUCUUCUCCGGCGUCUACAUCGAGAGCGGCGACCUGACCACCGGCUUCUCCAGCGCCGGCUCCUCCUCGUCCGGCUCCGGCGAGGCCGCUGAGCCCUCUGCCCCGGCCAGCUCGGCCGCCGCCCCCGCCCCAGCUGCUUCUUCGUCUUCCUCGUCUGUUGCCCCAGUGACUGCCAACACCGAGGCUGCUGCCCCCACCGCUGCCGCCCCCACCGCUGCCGCCCCUACCGAUGCUGCCCCUGCCAUCACGCCCCUGCCCUCGGCUUCCACCAAGUCUUGCGUCAAGAGGACCAAGACUGUCUACGUCACCAUGGCUGCUUAAUUCGGAUGGUCACUUGGGUCACUGAGAUGGAUGUGGAGAAUGAAUGAUGUAGAAACAUUUGCAUCGGGUUGGCGCUCCUUGGCGCAAUUCCUGUACAUAGACUUGACCUUGUGUGCUUCGUGUCAAUACUACUUGCUUCGUGCUCUGGCA
This is a messenger RNA of Diaporthe batatas, 1703 nucleotides long. RefSeq lists its product as uncharacterized. The transcript has a single exon. Bases 507 to 1553 code for a protein of 348 amino acids. The record is from RefSeq and is a predicted model, not a curated record. NCBI's taxonomy places the organism in Eukaryota, Fungi, Ascomycota, Sordariomycetes, Diaporthales, Diaporthaceae.